Molecule: messenger RNA, 1508 nt
Organism: Hydra vulgaris (swiftwater hydra)
Lineage: Eukaryota; Metazoa; Cnidaria; Hydrozoa; Anthoathecata; Hydridae
Product: tetratricopeptide repeat protein 23
Molecular function (GO): protein binding
Source: RefSeq, a predicted model, not a curated record
UAAUUCACGCUAUGCGUCUCCAUCUUGUAAAAAGGUAUAAACAAACAUGGCUGAUAUUAGCGACGAAGAAAAAAAUGACUCGGAAUUUGAAGACGAUGAAAAAAUCGAUUUAAACGAGGUACCAAAAUACAAUGAAAUCAGUGACAUAGAACCUAAAAAAACUAUAGAAGAAAUAUCAAAUGAAUUAAACCAAGAUGAUAAUAUCAGUGGAAUUUUCACAGAAAAUAAAAGUCAAUUACCUCCUGAAGAAUUGCUUAAUCAACUUAGUAUCAAAAGCUAUAAAAAUAGUAUUGAGAUGCAAAAGUUCGAUAAAAUUUGCUGUCUUGCUUUGUCAAAAAUCGUCUAUGGUGAAGCACACUGGAAAGUUGCAGAAGCACAUAUAGAAUUGGCUAUUUCUUAUUUAAAAGAAAAAAAAUUUCCACAACAAACGCUAAAACAUGUAAAACUUGCCUUAGAUAUUUUAUUGAGCGUGCAGGAGGAAAGUUCAGAAGUACAGCUAUUGCUUCAAAAGUUGUAUCUUGCAAUGGGUCGUGCAUAUAACCAAUUAAGAAAAUAUAAAGUAGCUGAAAAUUGUUUUCAAAAAGCAAAAGUUGUAUCUGAUAGAUGCAAUGUUUGUGCAGACAUGUUUUUAAAAGUAAAAGUAAAUAUUAUGUCGUGCUUGUCUAAGACAGCAUGCAAAAUGGGGCAAAUGGGUCAGGCAGCUGAAUACCUUGAAUAUGCACUUACAGUUGCAGAUAAAAUAUCUACAAAUAAAAAUUCAAAAAUGGCUAAACUUUAUAUUCAAAUCAUCAAUUUAGAAUUAAUGAACGAUAAACAUAUAAAUGUAUCAACAGCUAAUGAAGCAGGUUUAAACGCGCUAAAACAUUUAAAUAUAUCAAAUAAUAAAAAAAAAACUGCACAAGUUCACUUGCUUUUGAGUCGGGUGGAAAGUAAAAAAGAAAUUGUUGAUUAUGCAACAGUUGAAUAUCAUAUUCAAGAAGCCUUAAAAGUUCAUGUUGAAGACAAUGACAUGGAUCAGAUAAUAUCUCUUCAAUCAAUGCUCUGUAAAGUUCUAAUUCAACAGAGUCGGUAUACGGAGGCCAAAGAGGCUUUACUUAAGUGCAUAGAGGAUUGUGAAAUUAAUUAUGGCGAUAUGUCAGUAGAAUGUGCUGAGUUGUAUGAGCUAAUAGGAAGUUUAAGUUUAGAACAAAAAAAUUUUUCACAUGCAAUGUUUUAUCUUACAAAAGCUGAGGAAAUAUUUUCUGGUAAAAGCAUUCACAAAGCUAGGCAAGAAAAGUUAUUAAAAGUUAUUGAUAUUAUUCGUAAAGCGAGCAAAGACGAGUCGAUGAAAACAGGAAGCGAUAAACUGAAAGAAAGGCCACGUUUUACAUAAAAUGAUUUCCGCAAAUAAUGUAUUUGUGUAGUGAUUAAUUUAAUAUUUGAACAAAUGUUCAAUAAAAAUUCGUGAGGCUUGCCGACUGUAAAUGUAUACCCAUAAGUUUUUUUACUUGCAGUUAAUUAUUAUGCAA